This is a messenger RNA of Tricharina praecox, 960 nucleotides long. RefSeq lists its product as uncharacterized. The record is from RefSeq and is a predicted model, not a curated record. Gene Ontology annotation, biological process: translation; mitochondrial translational initiation. Lineage: Eukaryota; Fungi; Ascomycota; Pezizomycetes; Pezizales; Pyronemataceae. Gene Ontology annotation, cellular component: ribosome; mitochondrial small ribosomal subunit. The transcript has a single exon. Gene Ontology annotation, molecular function: structural constituent of ribosome. The coding region runs from base 120 to 731 and encodes 203 amino acids.
CUUCUUUCGGCUCCAACUCACAUCGCCCACCCACCACCGGCUGUCAAUUGCUACCCCCACCAUCGCCCCCACCACCGUCAAAGGGAGCUGAACACUCCUUCAACCCUUCUCAAUCCGCCAUGGAGUUCCGACGGUUCGCCUACACGGCUAUCUCUACACGGCCAGUCGCCUCUCUCUAUCCCCGCGCCGUCCGACAAUUCGGUACCUCCGCCGCCCGCCUUGCCGAUGACCAAAACCCCAAUGCCAAUGCCAACAGCAGCGGCGCCAGCAGUGCCAGCAGUGCCAGCAGCAGCGCCAGCGCCAGCAAAACUACCGGCAGCAACAAUGCUACCGGCCGAGGAAAUAUGUGGAACACAGAAUGGCUGAAUGACCUCACGGCGACUACCAUGGCAUCAACCAGCCAAUAUCGUCCUCAGCACAACAACCGUACGGCGAUGGACUCUCCUCCGUUGGAGCACCUUACGAGUAGCAUGAACACCAAACUCCCGAAAAUGGGGCCGACCGCGGGACGCUCCAUCAUCGUUCAGGCGGACGUUGCACAGGCCUUCAUGAAGCUGCGGUCAAUAAUCUCGCAGAACAAAGUCCGCCAGGACUUCCACCGCCAGAAGUUCUACGAGCCCAAGGGUAUAAGGCGCAAGCGGUUGCGCAGCGAGCGGUACCGUGUGCGUUUUAAGGAGGGAUUCAGGAGGAUGAUCUCGGUGGUGCUGGAUAUGAAGAAGAAGGGAAUGUAGAGGUUGCGGUUAUGACGUGGGGAAGUGGAUGGGGGGAUUGGAUUUGGGUUCAGGUUCAGGAUGUACACAGACGGUGCGGUUGAUUGGCGGUAGUUGCUCCGGGUAUGUAACCAGCAGGGUGCCGCGAAAAGGACACAUGGACGCGUGUGCGUGUGGUGGGAUGAUCAUCAAUUGUACAUUAUAACGCGAGAGUAUAAAAGGAGCAAAGGGACAUUCAUAAGCAGCCGAU